This is a messenger RNA of Sphaerodactylus townsendi, 1072 nucleotides long. Its product is annotated as deoxyribodipyrimidine photo-lyase-like. Gene Ontology annotation, molecular function: deoxyribodipyrimidine photo-lyase activity. Lineage: Eukaryota; Metazoa; Chordata; Lepidosauria; Squamata; Sphaerodactylidae. The transcript is spliced from 6 exons. Gene Ontology annotation, biological process: photoreactive repair. Bases 203 to 1072 code for a protein of 289 amino acids. The record is from RefSeq and is a predicted model, not a curated record.
GGGAUACCACGUGACUCCGCUGGGGGCGGGAGGGGCGUCUCCCAGACCGCCCUGUGUUGUGUAAGCCGGGCCUGGCGGGACGUUGAAAGCCACGCGGAGCGGCCGCACUCUAGCGCACACUACGGCUGCCUUGUAUUUCAGUUCCUCCCGGAGUCUUUGGGGACUGAGCGCACUUUUGGGCAGCCCCAGAACAUUAUCGGCCAUGGCUCCAAAGAAGAGAAAGCAGAACCCAUCCGGGGGGGCGGAACCCGGACGCGAAGCGGAGGACGGCGGAGCUGAAACCCCUGACCUGACGGAGGAUGCCGCGGUCCCAGCGAAAGCAUCGCCUGUGAAGAAGAUGAGGGAGGGAGAUGGUGGGAUUGGGGGAACCGAGUCCCUGGCAGAGGCUGUGAAGCAAACCCGGGCCAGGACGGCCCCCUCGGUUGCCGAAUUCAAGUACAACAAGAAACGGGUUCGCUUGCUGUCGCAGGAAUCGGAGCUCAAGGAGGGGGGUCUCGGCAUCUUGUACUGGAUGUCCCGGGACCAGCGAGUGCAAGAUAACUGGGCCCUUCUCUAUGCCCAGCGUCUGGCCUUGAAGCAGAAACUCCCGCUGCACGUCUGCUUCUGUCUGGUGCCCAAGUUUCUGGACGCCACCAUCCGCCAUUUUGGAUUCAUGCUCAAAGGCCUGAAGGAAGUGGCUGAGGAGUGCCAAGAACUGGACAUCCCUUUCCACCUGCUCUCCGGCAUCGCCAAAGACGUGCUUCCCUCCUUCGUGACGAAGCACAGCAUCGGUGGGGUGGUGACGGAUUUCGCUCCUCUCCGGGUUCCCAUGCAGUGGGUGCAAGAUGUCCGAGAGAGGUUGCCGCCAGACGUGCCCUUUGUUCAGGUCGAUGCUCACAAUAUCGUUCCUUGCUGGGUUGCGUCAGACAAACAGGAGUAUGCAGCAAGGACAAUUCGGCGGAAGAUUCACGAUCGACUGGCGGAGUUCCUCACCGAAUUCCCACCAGUUAUCAGACACCCGUUUCCCAGCGCCUUUCAGUCAGAGGAUGUCCACCCGGCUUGUGUCCAGCAGUUAAUUAUGCCAGCAGUGUAA